AUGUACACAGAGCUAGGGGGCGUGUCCAGACGCCCAGGCAGUGAUCAGUGGAGGUGGGGGCCCCUUGUGGCCAAUCAGGAGACAGUGGGGCGGAGCGGAGUGUUCGACCCGAAGGGAACACCCACAGGUAGUGACAACAGUCAUUCCCUGGCAACCGCAGGCCGGAAUUUGCAUAGCAGGAGCCAAACCUUCCGCUCCUUCGCCCGAUACUCCCAUAGGUCUGUACCUAAGCCCAAAAAGCGAGUCAUGGAUCUGACUGGGAUUAAAAGCAACAAAGUUGCAACACUUAGCUGUGCCAUGUAUCCAGCUAGAUUAGGUGGAAAAGGUUACUACAAUAUAAGGAGGGAAAAGACAACAGAUGGAUAA
This is a messenger RNA of Protopolystoma xenopodis, 366 nucleotides long. The record is from the annotation of a GenBank genome assembly. NCBI's taxonomy places the organism in Eukaryota, Metazoa, Platyhelminthes, Monogenea, Polystomatidea, Polystomatidae.